Messenger RNA from Aspergillus alliaceus, 1497 nucleotides. RefSeq names its product indoleamine 2,3-dioxygenase family protein. Gene Ontology annotation, molecular function: metal ion binding; heme binding. The coding region runs from base 1 to 1497 and encodes 498 amino acids. The transcript has 5 exons. The record is from RefSeq and is a predicted model, not a curated record. NCBI's taxonomy places the organism in Eukaryota, Fungi, Ascomycota, Eurotiomycetes, Eurotiales, Aspergillaceae.
AUGACACAAAUUAAGGCCCCUCCAACGUCUUCCACCACUGUGAAGCGCUUCCCCCAUAUCCACGAUGACCCGGCGACUUUGCCUAAGUCCUUGGACCCCUUCACUAUCACUACCUCUACUGGCUUCUUACCCUUCAUCAUGUCCCCUACCCGGCUGCCUGACGUUUUUCAACCCUUAAUGUCCUUGCUUGAGCGUCUCCCUGUGGAGAAGGCAGAUGGUACCCCUGGUCUCCUCGCCACCUAUGAACUGGGUCCUGCUGUCCUGGCGGAGCUUCCUGACCUGACCGCCGAAGUCGACAAGCUGGUCACUGCUGAUGGCUCCCCAGACUUAUAUGCUGUCACUGCUGUGUUCCGGGACUACUCUUUUCUCGCAUCUUCAUACCUACUUGAGCCAUGCUGGGAGAGCUGGUGCAAGACACCUGACCAAGGUUAUGGUCUGGGACGCGACGUGCUUCCUAGGGCUAUUGCUUGCCCUAUGUAUCGCUGUGCUCAGCUGUUGGACAUCCCACCCUUUAUGUCCUAUGCUGCCGCAUACUCUCUUUUUAACUACACCCUUGCCGAUCCUGCAAAGGGUCUAAUCUAUGACAACCUCCGUCUGGUCCGAGCCUUCGAGCGUGGCCUUAACCCCAAGUCUUCUGAGGCUGGAUUUAUCUUGACCCAUAUCGACAUGGUCAAGGAGUCCGGUGGCCUAAUCAGCGGAGCUCUCCGGGUAGUCGACACCAUUGAACAAGGCGGUUCUCGAACCGAAGUCAACGACGGCUUCAGAGAGAUCCUUACCGCCAUGGAGAAGAUCGAAGCUUGCAUGGAAGAUAUGUGGGCCAACUCCAAACCCAGCGAAUACCUCUCCUUCCGGGUAUUCAUCUUUGGCAUCACCAACCAGUCCAUGUUCCCCAACGGUGUAGUCUAUGAAGGCGUCCUAGACAACAAGCCACUCAACUUCCGUGGCGAAAGUGGCGCUAACGACAGCAUUAUCCCCCUCCUUGACCACCUCUGCCAAAUCCCUAUGCCUUCCACGCCGCUCACCAAGAUUCUACACGAAUUCCGCGCCUACCGACCCCUCCCUCAUCGCGAGUUCCUCGCCUACAUGAACUCCAAGGCAGCAGAGGUGGGCGUCCGCGACUUCGUUGUCAAGGAUACCGAGACUGCUAUUCUCUUCUUGAAGACAUUGAACCACGUCCGGAGCUUCCGCUGGCGUCAUUGGCUGUUCGCCCGUGAGUAUAUCAUUCGGCGUACGCCGCAUCCCACCGCUACCGGUGGUAGUCCUAUUGUUACGUGGCUCCCUAAUCAGCUCUCUGCUGUUAUGGAUAUGAUGAUUGUAAUUUACGAUACUUAUCUUGCUCCGCAGAAGGACUCGGAGAACGUGGCCAAUGGCUUGACUGGAUAUGAUGCUUCUUUCCAGAAGCAGGUUGAGCCUAUGAUAGAGAUGGUCCGUGACCAGAAGGAUAAGUUGGCCAAGGAGGUCGAGAAGUGGUGUAAGGAGAGAGGAAAUGGUUAUUGA